AUGAAAUUGCUGAAGUUGGGCGCGAUCCUACCAUUUGUAGAGAAGGCCAUGAGUUCUCCCUCUCUCAGAGCUGUACAGCUGGCCAUCACUAACCUCAAGGACCUGAAUGCCCUGGACAGACAAGAGAACCUGACACCCCUUGGAUAUCACCUGGCAAGUGCUGGCAUACUUCUUUAUCAUCCCCUUGUUAUCUACUGCAGACUGCCUGUAGAGCCCCACAUCGGGAAGAUGAUCCUGUUUGGAGCCAUCUUCUCCUGUCUGGACCCGGUGCUCACUGUGGCAGCCAGCCUGGGCUUUAAGGACCCCUUCGUCAUUCCUCUGGGUAAGGAGGAGGAGGCUGACAGGAGGAGGAGGGAGUUUGCAGCUGGGAGUAAGAGCGACCAUCUCAUGCUCAUCAACGCCUUCAAGAGUUGGGAGAGAGCGAAGUCCCAAGGUCGUGAGUCGGAGAGACGUUUCUGCUGGGACAACUUCCUGUCAGCCAACACGCUCAAGAUGUUGUCCAACAUGAAGCAGCAGUUUGCUGAGCUGCUGCAGGACAUCGGGUUUGUGCAGACCAGGAAUCCCAGCAACCCUCAGUGCAAUAAAAACUCUGGUAACAUAAGGCUGGUUAAAGCAGUGAUCUGUGCAGGGCUGUAUCCAAAUGUGGCAAAAGUCAGGGGACCAAAACAGCACUUCAGGAAAAGACCGCCCAAACUGGUGACCAAACAUGAGAAGGUUCAGCUCCACCCAAAGUCUGUCAACGCUGAUGAGAAGUACUUCGAGGACGGCUGGCUGAUCUAUCACAUGAAGAUGAAAACUACUCAGGUGUUCCUGUAUGACUGCACAAUGAUUUCUCCCUACCCUCUACUGUUCUUUGGAGGGGACAUCACCAUUCAGAAGGACGGGAACCAAGAAACGGUUGCCGUUGACAACUGGAUUGUCUUCCGAGCUGCUACCAAGACUGCCAAACUGGUCAAGGGUCUAAGACACGAGCUGGACACAGUUCUGCAGCAGAAGAUCACCCGACCUGGAGCCAUCAACUGGGACGAGAAAAGCAAGGAGGGUCAGCUGAUGCGGGGGAUCAUCCAGCUGAUUACUACUGAGGACUCCAGUCAGGACUAUGAUGAUGACUAUUACAGUGAUGAUUAA
This is a messenger RNA of Branchiostoma floridae (Florida lancelet), 1128 nucleotides long. Its product is annotated as ATP-dependent DNA/RNA helicase DHX36-like. The coding region runs from base 1 to 1128 and encodes 375 amino acids. Gene Ontology annotation, cellular component: cytoplasm; intracellular anatomical structure; nucleus. Gene Ontology annotation, molecular function: DNA helicase activity; G-quadruplex RNA binding. NCBI's taxonomy places the organism in Eukaryota, Metazoa, Chordata, Leptocardii, Amphioxiformes, Branchiostomatidae. The transcript is spliced from 12 exons. The record is from RefSeq and is a predicted model, not a curated record.